Messenger RNA from Euleptes europaea (tarantolino), 660 nucleotides. It is a transcript of the gene MYCT1, whose product is annotated as MYC target 1. The transcript is spliced from 2 exons. The coding region runs from base 63 to 644 and encodes 193 amino acids. The record is from RefSeq and is a predicted model, not a curated record. Lineage: Eukaryota; Metazoa; Chordata; Lepidosauria; Squamata; Sphaerodactylidae. Gene Ontology annotation, cellular component: nucleoplasm.
GUCAGAAACCAAGUGCUCUACUGUGGAUUCCCAGUUUUAAUACUUUUCUUAUUUUGAAUGUUAUGGAUAUCAACAGCACUAGUUCUGAGAGUCCAUGGCCACCCAAUUUCUGGAAUCAGAUAAUAAUAGCAUUUACAGUUUCUAUGGUCAUUGGACUUGUAAUUGGAGGCACAAUCUGGGCUCUGUUGGCUUGCCUAUCUAGUCGCAGAGCUAGUGCACAUAUUUCCCAGUGGAGCACCUCAUCCUCUAGCCGGCGUUUCAGAGCUUCCCACGGAAGUGGUGCUAGCAGGCCAGGAUUUUACCGCAACAGCAGUUGUGAACAUCGCAGCAACCUCAGUUUGGCCAGCCUUACCUUCCAAAGGCAAGCUUCCUUAGACCAGGCCAAUUCCUUUCCAAGAAAAUCAAGUUUCCGGGCCUCCACAUUUCAUCCCUUUCUUCAGUCCCCUCCACUUCCUGUUGAAACCGACAGUCAGCUGAUCACACUGGUACCCACUGGUACCACCACAACAGUUACUGGAAGCACCACCAACAGCCUAAGUCGUCCUGAAUUCCACUGGUCCAAUAACAGUCUUCGUGUCUGCCAUUCAACACAAACGCCGCCUCCUGCCUAUGACACGAUCAUAAAGGCGUUUCCAGAUUCUUGAGUUGGAUUUUCAGCAU